AUGGUGGAAACAGUGAUGUUGAAGGAGACAACAAUGUCUACUGUUUGGAAGAAGAUAAUAAAAGCAAUGGUGGCAAGUGUUGACAAGAACAUAUACAUAAACCGCAAACCUCAUUUAUUUCUCACCAAUGGAAAAGAGGUCGUGAAGCUAACUUCUAAACAAAUCGAGGAUGUUAGGGAUAUUGGAUUUGAAGGAUUGCUCAAGAUGAAGCCUUUGGUUGAUAUGCAGUCUCAGGGUAUAAAAUUCAUGACAAAAUUAAGGCCAAAUGUGCGAAAUUUCCUCAAAGAAGCAGGCAAAUUGUUUGAUUUCUCAAUUUUUACAUUUGGAACACGCGGUUAUACAAGACGAAUAAUAAAGUUACUCGAUCCUGAUGGAUUGUACUUUGCUCAUUCACAAGUGAUCACAAGAGAAGAUCUCGUUACGCCGCAAUCAAAGAAAAUUCCACUUAAAAAAGAUCUCAAUUUUGUGUUGUCACAUGAAAAGGUUGUUUUAAUUGUGGAUGAUGAUAAAAAAGUAUGGAAGAAUAAUACUGAAAAUUUGAUUGAUAUAAGUCCAUAUGAGUACUUUGAGGGUAAUAUAAGUCAAGCCGUCUCUUCUAGUAGAGAACGAGUUCGAUUGGUAGUAAGUGGAGAGAGUGAUAUGUAUGGUGAAUUAACAAGAGUUGAAAAAGAUUCAUCAGAAAUUUUACGAUAUCAAAGAGGACAAUCAAGAUGUGAGGGUUGUAAUUAA
Messenger RNA from Amaranthus tricolor (Joseph's coat), 729 nucleotides. RefSeq names its product RNA polymerase II C-terminal domain phosphatase-like 5. The transcript has 4 exons. NCBI's taxonomy places the organism in Eukaryota, Viridiplantae, Streptophyta, Magnoliopsida, Caryophyllales, Amaranthaceae. Gene Ontology annotation, molecular function: RNA polymerase II CTD heptapeptide repeat phosphatase activity. The record is from RefSeq and is a predicted model, not a curated record. The coding region runs from base 1 to 729 and encodes 242 amino acids.